Messenger RNA from Pocillopora meandrina, 4403 nucleotides. The record is from the annotation of a GenBank genome assembly. NCBI's taxonomy places the organism in Eukaryota, Metazoa, Cnidaria, Anthozoa, Scleractinia, Pocilloporidae.
AUGGCCGAAUGGCAAGUGACGCCAGGUUGCUUGGCGUAUUGCACGCUAGAGGAGAGAAAAGCAGACGGGAAAAUACUUUAUAACGAAAUUUUUAAGUGGAAAAUGAAACAUGCUCCUAGCAAAAUUCACCAUUUUUCUGACGCUUCUUUAGACGAGCAAAUGAGAAGGGAUUUAAACUCCUGGAUCAGGUAGGAGGUUGUGUCCUUGGUGUGCGCCCGGGGCGGGGAAGUGGGGGGAGGGGGGGAGAGAGGUGUGAGUGGGGGUUAUUCCUUGUAAGUUUUGUAAGAGGCUAUUAGGAAUGUGCCGCUGAAUGGGGUAGCAUUGUCACGACUGGGGUGACUAUAAUGGAGUUGAAUUUUCAAUAGAGUUACUUGAAAUGAGGUUGCACAUUUUUUUUUUUAUUUUUGGAUAAGAAAAUUGCGGAAAGUAAGGAUUUUAGCAGGGAAGAUUGGCUGUCAAAAGCUUUUAGAUUUGCCGAAAAGUGACUGAGGUGGGGUCUCUAACUGGCCACAGAAUGGACUAUAAUGGGGUAGGGGUUGUAAGAAACCAGCAGCACAUACCAUUUACAAAUUGGCCCAAGUACCAUCCUCACUCCCCCAUGUUUAAUCCGGCCUUUAACUUUACACAUUUGACUUCCAUGUAUCUUUUUCUGUUAGAUCUUUUCUGUGCUGGUGUUGUUCAGUUCUGUCCAAGGGCAAGGGAGACUUAAGUCAUUGAAUCUAAAUAUGAUGCACCCUUCUGAAGUGAAGUUUUAUUUUGUUGUUGGUCAUGUUGCUAAUUAACAAUUCUUAAAUUUAGUACAUUAAAUUACCAUUUGUACUCGGGGUAAGUGGGUGAGUGUAGUCCUGAGAAGGUAGAGGUGACUGACAUUUUGACAACCUGAGUGGAAGGCAUCAUCAGCAUCAAGUGAAUAGUUGUUGUCAUCAAAUGUUCUUAGUCUGGUUCGUAUAAGGUGAUUGGUCAAAUUUUGUUGUGAUGUUAUUGGCUGUAAGACUCAGGUGGCCUAAGUAAUUUAGUGUUAACAACUGAAAAUGUAAAUUGGCCAUGGUAAAGGGUAAAAAAGCAGGUGUUUUGAGUGUUAGCCCUUCACCAAUCGCUCUGACGAAGGGCUAACGCUUGAAACAUUACCUUUUUUAACCUUUACAGUGGCCAAUUUACGUUUUCAACACAGUUGUUAACACUAAAUUACCUGCUAUACUCUCCCACCGACACAGCACCACAGUUUCUUUAGAAACUUACCCCCUUUAUUCAAGUGGUGUAAGUUGGUUGUGAUUGGUCUGUUUUGAUUUGUUGGUAAAGCAAGGUCGUUCUGUUUGGUUUGUUUGUAACCCUAAUGUGGUGAAUAAGUCGUUUUUAUCAGUUAAACUUUUUUUGAUGCUUAUGUGUAUAGUUAUCAUUAAUUGUGCUCCAAGUGAAGGACCUUGAUGUCCAUCUGUUCAUUUGUAUAAAUAUGAGAUUCGUAUUCCAUGUAUAAUGUAAUGUAUUGCAAAGUGUACUUGUUGAUGAAGUUUCAUAUAAAUAGUUAUGUCAAACAAGAAAGUAUCUUAAAACCUUACCAUAUGAGUUACACACCAAACAAUUCUUGUGGUCAAUCCUGGACAUUCAUGUAAGAAAUACAAGUAAAUCCAUUCACUGGUAUUAAAUUAGUAUCAAUGGGAUUGAGUAAAAAGAAUUAUUGAUUAUUUCAUUACCAGUCCAUUAACACAAUCCAUACUUUUUAACUUUUACAAGCACUGCUAAUAAAGUUCAUUUUCAAUUCAGUGCAGUGGAGUUACAUUAGAUCAAUAUGUGUUUCUUUUAGAAACAUAGAUGAGAGGACUUCAUGCCAAAGACUACAGAUCUUAUUUUCAUUUUCCGUCCCUUGUCAUGAGGCUCUUGAACAUAUAAUGAAAUUAAAAGUUCCCAUCAUCUCUGCAGGUGCUGUGAGUAUUCGCUAUUAUUUUACUUUUUCUGUUAUGAAACUGCAAAACAAUACAAGUUAUGCUGGCAAUAGCCACAGAUUAACACAACUUCCACGAAAUUCUGGGUGGUGCUUGUCGGAGAAUCUUAGAUCAGUCCCUAAUGGUGGUUAAUGUUCUAUUGUUCUGUGCUUUUUGCUGGUAUUUCAUUCCUUUUUUUCCAAAAAUAAACCUUUUUCUAUGCCCACUCAACGUUUCUGCUAAGAGAUACCACGGUGUAAAAUAAAAACGAAACAGUAAGGAAAAGUUUAAUAAUGAAGGUUUGGGCUAGUGCAGAUAGUAGCCAAUCGUUUCGCUAAUUACCAGUUCGCUAACCUCUUAAGCCGUUUCGCCAUUUUUUCAGGUAGGUUUGGUAACGUCUCAUAGGUCGUUUUGCUAACUUAUUACAAAAUACCUCGUGAUUCCUUCAGCAGAACUUGAUCGACUUUUGAUCGACCGAAAAAGUUUGAGGGAAGUUUAAGGUCGUUUCAAAACAAGUCGCUGCGAGACAAACUGUAGUGUAUUCGAUACAACGACAAAGUCGAUUCGAUACACGCAAAAGGUCAAUUUGAUUCAACUUAAAUCAUUUCACUUGAGUGCCACUUCGCAGAACACAAAAAUAAAAAGAAAGGAGCAACUACACAAUGCAGCGCCACUUUUGAAGGAACAUAUAUCUUGUGGCUCGUUUGGCUCGGCAGUCGAUAAAAUAACGAGGAAUACUGAAAAUGCUCUUCAAGUCUUAGUCUAGGUCUUUAUAUAUUAAGUGGCUCGUUUGGUUCAGAAGUGGAUGAAAGAAUGAGGAAUAAUGAAUGAACACGUUAAGUCUUAGUGGCUCGUUUGGUUCGGCAUUUUAAACAAAGGAUCAAACGAGCCAAACGAGUGUGGAUGGUUUUAAGUGGCCCUGUAUUCUGUAGUUUACCUAAAAUAGCGAAGAGAAACGUCCGUGAAAUAAUCUGAAACGUUUGCGAACGACUUAUGAGACGUCAGAGAACUGACCUGAGACGUUAAUGAAACGACCUUAGACGUUCGCGAACUGGUCGUCUGCGAAACAACUCGUGGGAGAAUAGACUGCAUUUCGGACAGAAUUAAUUCACAUCUUGAGUUGUUCAUUUUCGCUUGUAGGGAAAUGGUUAUUGGGAGUUUCUACUCCAACAGCGAGGAGCAGACAUUGUGGCUUUUGAUCAAAACACUGUGUAUCCGACAGAUAUGAGAUACACAGAGAUCAUGGUAAAAUUGUUUUGUUUGUUUGUUUUCUGUGGGAGGAUUAGUUUUGUUGUAGAUGUCACAUUUGACCCAGUAUCACACACAAGGUUUUACAGGUCAAGAGCCUGCCCACACUGCCAAGUUCCUAUCUUUUUCAACUGACUUGAGAAUAUUCAUUUCCCUAGGAAGGUGACCCAAGUAUUUUAUGUGAUUAUAAAGACAGAGCUUUACUGUUGAGCUGGCCUGAUCAUGCAGGUAGAUUUUUGUGUUACAGUUACCAUAUUGUCUUGAUCCUCACUCAAUUCCCUUCUGCUUGGCGAUUCUUCUCCCCACCAGGCCUCCCUCCUUGAAUCAUUCACCAUUACUGCUACUAGUAAGAGCCAUUUUCCUUUUUUUUGACAGAGGAUUGUUCAUUUUCACUGGACUGUCUCAAAUACUACAGCGGAAAAACUAUCAUUCACAUCGGCGAACUCUUUGGCGAAACACUCUCCUCAAAUCCCUGGGGUCAAACUACCUCACGUGCUUUCCAACUUCGACUCGGGGAAACUUUUCGCUGCGUGUCACGUGUUCAGCUUCCAAACUGGCCUGGUCACAUGGAUUCAUUAACAGUUUGGUCACGUGCUCCAGAUGUCGUUGACUGUGACGGAGCUGAUAUGGUGUUUAUUCCUUUGGAGAACACGAGAUACUUUGGGUGGAGUGGCAAUUGAUGAUAUUUGCACUUCCUCAUUACUAGAUUGCACGCCCCUGCUCAUCAUCUGGCUACGAAUUCAUAAAAAUAUGGAAAGAGUUUUCUAGCACUGGACUUCACAGAGGCCUUGUCAAUAAAAUGUGUGGUCUCGGACAUAGUUUGAUGCUACUCUGGUUUAAAGAUUUAAUGAAUGUAACCGAAGAAGUUACAAUUCAUAGACCCAACAUUGUGGUCUCAUCAAGGCAGUGGUGGUAAACAAACAAGAAUGGAAGGAAGUGUAGAACUCGAAGCGUUGGCACUGUUAUGGGCGAUGAGUGAUUUACAUGACGAAGAUUUGUUAUUAUUUCGUAAGAAGAUGUAAAUUAUUUUCUCACGAAAAGGAUGUUGACAAACCCGUUUCAGAAAAAAAACGUAGUAAAGGAAGACAACAGAGCCGGUAAAUCUUUAUCGGAUUCUUUAUUAGCUCUAACCUAAAAAAAUUAAAAUUACUGUAGCAGAGAGAGCGUGUCACAAGAAUUUGCGGAUGUAAACAUUUUUCCAUGUCCUCAAAAAACUGAUUGAUCAGUCCACGACAG